Poecilia latipinna (sailfin molly) is the source of this 3661-nucleotide messenger RNA. It is a transcript of the gene atat1, whose product is annotated as alpha tubulin acetyltransferase 1. The record is from RefSeq and is a predicted model, not a curated record. Gene Ontology annotation, biological process: alpha-tubulin acetylation. The transcript is spliced from 12 exons. The coding region runs from base 285 to 1577 and encodes 430 amino acids. Gene Ontology annotation, molecular function: tubulin N-acetyltransferase activity. NCBI's taxonomy places the organism in Eukaryota, Metazoa, Chordata, Actinopteri, Cyprinodontiformes, Poeciliidae. Gene Ontology annotation, cellular component: microtubule.
UAUUACGGUAACACUGGGAGUGACGCUGUGCCUUAGCGACACAAUGAAGUAGCGGUGUAAAUAACGCCUGCAGAUGAAACAGCAUUAUUUAGUUUCUUGUAGAAUUAGAAAUUGCAGUCUUAAAUGGUUGUGGUGUUUCGGUUUCGACUCGUUAAGCGGUGAACAUCUUUGAAGUAACUCGCUAAAUUGUUUAGUGGUUGCUUAGUGAGACUGAAACCUCUCAGCUAGCUAACCUCCUUCAGCAUUGAACUGUAGUAUAUCACAGCUAUCAGCAAGUCUGCGCCAUGGAGUUUCCUUUUGACAUUAAUCAGUUAUUCUCUGAGAGGAUCUCCAUUCUGGACCAGAAUCUUAUUGCAAGUCGCCAAUCUAAAGAAAAGCCAGAUCUCCGGGUCAAAAUUGCAACAGUUCUUGAUGAACUUGGGAAAGCCUCAGCAAAGGCCCAAGACCUCCCAGCUCCUAUAACAAGUGCUUCCAAACUGCAGUUCCAGAAGCAUCAGCUGUACCUGAUGAAGGACGGAGAGAGCAGCCGAGGACGAGGUGUGGUUGUGGGAUUUCUGAAGGUUGGCUACAAGAAAUUAUUUCUGCUUGAUCGAAAUGGUGUGCACAUCGAAGUAGAGCCACUCUGUGUUUUGGAUUUCUACAUUGCAGAAAACUUACAGCGACAUGGCUAUGGGAUAGAACUAUUCAAUUUUAUGUUACAGCAUCAGAACGUGGAGCCAGUGUUGUUGGCAUAUGACAGACCUUCCACCAAAUUGCUGGCAUUCCUGGCUAGGCAUUACAAUCUGAGGCAGAGCGUUCCUCAGGUCAAUAACUUUGUUGCCUUUGAGGACUUCUUCCACAAAAGAGCAGUGUCCCAGUUGAGAAGAGUAAAAAAGUCUGAUGGAGAUAUUAAGCCUUAUUCUUUAAUGGAAAGAGAAGAGGUACGCCAAGAGCAGAGGACACUUCCUUGGCCAUUUGCUGCUCCUCUGUCCCCUCACAGCUCAGUAUCUUCACAGUGCUCCCAGUCUCCCAGUGCAGGCUCUUCUCCCAGGAGGGUGCUUCCAUGUGUCACACAUCCAGCGUUUGCUGGAGACAGCAGGGAGCAGAGCCCACAUUCACCUCUGAUGGACUGCUGCAGGACAAGACGUAGCAAUAGCGAAAAGGGUUUAGUUGCCAGAUCCAGCCUGUACAGUCGACACAUGGACAUCAGACAUGCUGGACUGUUGGACAGAAGGUCAGGUCGGACACCAAUGGGAGAUGAGACAUAUGCACUGGGCUGGAAAAAUGGACACAGAGCCCAGCCUGGCCUGGCAGCACCGCCUGGACCUCAGAGUGAUGAUGUUUACAGCCUGACUACCACAGAUGGCACAAAGAAGCACCUGGAUUCAGCCACUGAGGCCCAUGCAACUUCAGAGGAGACCAAAGUGUUGGACAAUAAACAGAGCUCAUCUGAAGGCAACUGCAAACCUCUGGAGAAAGAUAAUACCUUUCUGCCCAUGACCAGUCAGACAGACUGGUCAUGGGCAGUGGGAGGAAACUACUCCACUGCGCAAUGGGUCAAGCAGAAUCAGGUUUACAGAAGCACCCGCCCUUGGUGAUCAGGAGCAUCUAACAUGGAUGACCAAGAUAAACACAGUAGCCACACAUGGAUUAGCCGGACUGCGGUAUUAAAUCAAGCAGAAUGUUCCAAACCAAUGUUUCUGAGUUGGUUGUUGACUGUGGAGUGCAGUUCUGAAUCUGUGAUAACUGAACAGCCACACUUCCAUCAUACUGUACUGUAACAGUUUUACUUUACAUUCAAUUUCAGUGAAGCCAAAAUACUUGAGUCAUUUGUUGUUAUUGGAACGCCACAGUUUCCAAUAACCUGACAUCGAGGGGAAAAUUUCACUAAAUCCACUGGUCAGUCUGGUGUCACGUUAGGACUCCAUGGUAGCACACUUAGUAGCCCUGUUGUUUAGCAGCAAGAAAGUCCUGAGUUCAAAUCCCUGCGGUUCUUUCUGCAUGGAGUUUACAUGUUCUCCUCUUACAUGUGUGGGUUCUCUCCAGGUACCCCAGCUUCCUCCCACAGUUCGCAAACAGGACCAGAAUGCUGGAAUAGAAAACUCUUUAUUGAAUUCAUGUGUACCAGCAGCAAGCUAAAGGUAAACGGAAGUGUGCCAAUUCAAACUAAGGCCAGAAAGUAUUAUAAUUUUUUCUUAUUAAUUUAUGAAUUACACCAACUGCUGCUUCUAAAUUCUCCUUAAUUGUGAAUUUGUGCGUGUAUGAUUAUAUGCCUUUGAUGUGGUCAGAGUAGGACCAGUCUGUCAGACUGCCCAGGGCAGCUGUGGCUACUAUGUAGCUAACCACCAUCAGUGUGUGAAUGUGUGUAUUAAUUGGUGAAUGACUGACUCCAGUGUGAAGUCCUUUGUAAUUAUCAGACUUUACCAUUUGCCUCGCCUCAUGCCCAUUGACCCAUAUGCGUAAAUCCCGGGAGAAUCGGGGGAUUCCCCCAAUCUUGGAAAAGUCUAGAACUGUCCCCCCCAAAAAAAAAUCAUUGAAGAAAAUAAAAUAUUUUUCUAUAUAAACCCUGGUGCUUUAAAUGUUACGUUUAAUUAUAUCUCCCAGAUAUUCAAUUCUAUCUACCUGUUGGGCAUGGCAAAACUAAAAAAGGCUUUAAAAUAAAGCAUAAGUUAUAUGAAGUUAUAAUUUAAAUAGCCCGUAACUUGUAUUGGGAGCCAUUUCAAUAAAUCAAUGUUCCUGAGGAAUUUUAAUAGUUACUCAUUGAAGCUUUUUUAUUUAGAACCUUAAAAUUUUGUAAAGGUGUAGCAGAGAUUAGAUCAGUGAGAUUGAAGAAAACUCGUAUAGAAGCAACAUUUGAGUUUUAGUUUUAUUUCUCAAUAGGUUGCUUACUGAGAAAAAUACGUGUUUGAUGUGCAUUACUAGUCAUUUUUGGUCCUGCAGCUUGAAUGUGGUUUAAAAACUCUGUAAACCACAUUUUACGUUACAUUUCACUGUAACUUUGGCGACCCCCCACCCCAAAAGUGGUCUUAAGAAAUUUUCCUGUUUAUGGUCCUCCCCAAUAAUGAGAUGGGAUCUACGCCUUUGCCAUGACCUCUGGAUGGUACCUCAUCAGCGACUGUUAAACAGCUUUCUCCAAUGCUCCUGACUCAGUGAGUCAGGUAUUGUUGGUAAAUCUUUAUUGGGGUUAUUAGUGUGGAUUUGUUUCCCAAUUCUUUACAUUAUUAAUACAAAACCACAAUAUUUGCAUUGUUAGGUUUAUUUAUUCAGUUGGAUUAUUUGUAAAUAAUUGACAAAAAGUUGUCAUGUUGAUACAAGUGGUAACCAUGGACCCUCUUACUAUCUUAACAAAAUCUGCUGAAGGAUAAAAAUAAACCCUUUAACUGCACUGUUCCAGUAAAGAGUGAGGAAGAGUCUGAUGAUGAUAGUGAACCAAGCCAAACCUGUAUCUAUCGGCAACACGUCAUCAUGACAACCAUCCUUUGUGUUCUGGGUGAACUCACCCUGUAACUUGACUUUGAGUAUGAGGAACUGCUGCUUAUCUCCUGUCAACAUCUGGGUGUUUAUACUUGCAGCACUUUGCUGAUGCAUUUCUUUAUGUUGACUCAUUCUGCUGGGGUUGUUCAACUUCUGACCUGUCCAAACAAAUUCUUAAAAGCCACUAUGAUGCACAUUAGCAUACGUC